This is a messenger RNA of Columba livia (rock pigeon), 856 nucleotides long. Its product is annotated as feather keratin 1-like. NCBI's taxonomy places the organism in Eukaryota, Metazoa, Chordata, Aves, Columbiformes, Columbidae. Gene Ontology annotation, molecular function: structural constituent of cytoskeleton. The record is from RefSeq and is a predicted model, not a curated record. Gene Ontology annotation, cellular component: intermediate filament. The coding region runs from base 141 to 449 and encodes 102 amino acids. The transcript is spliced from 2 exons.
GAAAUUACUGCCCGCGUGCAGUGACUGUGGGCCUGGGGCGGUGCAGGAGCAGUAUAAAAGUGGGUCCUGCACCUCACUCUCGCAUCCACUCCUCUCACCUCCGACUUGUUGGAACUGAGCUGCAGCUCCAGCCACAAGACAUGUCCUGCUACAACCCGUGUCUGCCCUGCCAGCCCUGUGGCCCAACCCCACUGGCCAACAGCUGCAAUGAGCCCUGUGUCCAGCAGUGCCAGGACUCCAGAGUUGUCAUUGAGCCCCCAGCUGUGGUGGUGACCCUGCCUGGCCCAAUCCUCACCUCCUUCCCGCAGAACACCGCCGUGGGCUCCUCCACCUCCGCUGCCGUUGGCAGCAUCCUCAGCUCUCAGGGAGUGCCCAUCAACUCCGGGGGCUUUGGCCUGUCUGGCUUGGGCAGCGGCAUCUGCGGCACGAGGAGGUGUUUCCCCUGCUAAAGCUGAUGGUGAUGGCCCUGGGGAAGGAAACCAGAGACCCACCAGAUAGGGCUGGACUGAAGACAAAGCAUCAGGUUGUUCCUUUGAGAAGGGCUGAGCAACCCCAGCAGCUCUUGCAAAAGGACAGGGCCAGCCUGCCCUCUCAGAAAGCACAGCCCGUGCUGCCUUAUCCCUCUUCCUGUGUCUCCUCUUCCUUUUCAUGUCCUUGUUCCUGUGCUCUCCUGGGCUGUGAGCCCAAUAAAACCAGCCUAGGGAGGAACUGCUGGCCCUGCUUCCUCUGUGGGAAGGAUCUGCACCACAGCCAUGGGUCACAUACUCCUGUCUGCCUCUGGUGUUCUGAGUACUGGAGCUUCUCCUCAGAGCCACCUUGCUUUCUUUUUGACUCAUUAAAGUUCUUCUGCAUUCCA